AUGCAGGCCGCCCUGGACGAGGCGCGCGCCGCCGCGGAGCGCGGUGAGGUGCCGGUCGGCGCGGUGAUCGUCAAGGACGGCGAGAUCAUCGCCCGCGCCGGCAACCGGCCACGCGAGACGAACGACCCGAGCGCCCAUGCCGAGAUGCUGGCGAUCCGCGGGGCCUGUUCGGCGCUCGGGCAGGAGCGGCUGACCGGCUGCGACCUCUAUGUCACGCUGGAGCCGUGCACCAUGUGCGCGGCGGCGAUCUCUUUUGCGCGCAUCCGGCGGCUUUAUUUCGGCGCGACCGAUCCCAAGGGCGGCGCGGUGAUCUCCGGCGUGCGCUUUUUCGAGCAGCCGACCUGCCACCAUGCGCCGGAGGUCUAUCCGGGGAUCGGUGAAACCGAAGCGGCCGGCCUGCUCAAGCGGUUCUUCGCCGAACGGCGGACCUAG
Molecule: messenger RNA, 432 nt
Organism: Effrenium voratum
Lineage: Eukaryota; Dinophyceae; Suessiales; Symbiodiniaceae
Source: the annotation of a GenBank genome assembly